AUGCUCACUUCGACAUGGGAAAUUUCAGUUAGUGCGGCCCGUCAGCAAAUUCGAGACUCCCUACGCAGUAAUGACUUCCUCAGCAAUCUCGACGCUGUGCAAUUGCAAGAGAUGGUCUCCUGCAUGUAUGAGAAACAUGUACCCGAAGGUGCAUACAUCAUUCGAGAGGGCGAUAUUGGACACGAGCUUUAUGUUGGGGCAGGUAAUAUCUUCCCUUUAAUUGUAUAUCAGAUUGCUUCGAUUUUCCUCUCCAUUGAGGGCAUGGGCUAUAAAUUGGGCCCAGGCUAA
Molecule: messenger RNA, 288 nt
Organism: Protopolystoma xenopodis
Lineage: Eukaryota; Metazoa; Platyhelminthes; Monogenea; Polystomatidea; Polystomatidae
Source: the annotation of a GenBank genome assembly